GUUGUGGAUCUUAAAUGUUAAAAAUCCAAUAAACAGCAUGCGUACGCUAGAGUUAUAACUGCACAAAUAUUACUGUCAUGAACCCAGCCAGAUCAAGUUCUAGCCUUUAGGGAAAAAGGCCGUGAAGCAGCCGCUCAUGUCAAACUCCAAGAUGGAUGGCCACCAUCUUUGCUGCAGCAAACACAAAGUUAAACGAAGACUUUGGUCUCCCGAAGAAGACGAAAAGCUCAUUAGAUGUCUCGCCACCCAUGGACAUGGAAGCUGGAGUUCUGUCCCAAAACUCGCUGGCUUGCAUAGGUGUGCAAGGAGUUGCAGAUCGAGAUGGCUAAACUAUCUCAGACCAGAUCUUAAGAGGGGUUCCUUCACUUCAGAAGAAGAACAGAUAAUCAUUGAUGUUCAUAGGAUUGUAGGCAACAAAUGGGCUCAGAUAGCCAAGCAUCUCCCAAGUAGAACAGACAACGAGGUGAAGAAUUUCUGGAACUCAUACAUCAAGAAAAGGUUUAUCUCCCAAGGGUUGGAUCGAAACACUCACAACAUUAUAUGUUCUGAUCAUCAGAAAGCCUCUAGAAAGGUUGCAUGCAAUAUUUCACAUACCCAUCAACAACCCAUUUCAGUUCUCUCUCUGAAUUCUCAGACCACAGAUGCUUCCAUGGAAAUGAUCAAAAAUUCAUCUGUUAAAGUACCUAAUUUUCAAUUUCCAUUUCCUCAAACCUUGGAUAUAACAACCACUGACGACCAAACCCCUAAUGUUGUUUGGACAGUCAAGGGUCAGAGUUCCUCUGAUUUCACCAGUUUCUUCUCUCACGGAUCAUCCCUUGGGAGCACAGCCAAUAUAAUUUCAUCUUCAUCUUCAUCUUCCUCUUCCUUGAACCAAGAUGGGUUUGGGAUCAUAAAUCCUUGUGGGGAAGCCACUCUCAAAUCCUCUGAAGCCCCAAGAUCAGAAGGAGAUCAGCGACAAUAUUGGAGAUAUGAUCAGAAAACAAUAUGGAUUUCGAAGAUGGAGACAGAUGAUGAUCAAUUCGGUGAGGCUAAGGUUAACCAGAACAUAGACGCUUCAUUUGAUGCCGCUAACUUUGAUCUUGGGUUUAUGGAGUCGACACUUCUGUCUGAAGCCGGUUUAAUGGAUUUUGAUCUUGCCAGCGAUAUGAAUGAUCUUGCAUGGAACUAGCUAUAUUAAGAUGCAGGAUUCAUUUGUGUUUAUAAUAAAUGCACUUUUGCCCAUGAUCGAUACUAUUGGGGCGGGUUAAUAAUUUGUAAUUUUCGAGAAGCCUGGAAUUAUCAAGCAUCAUCUUUGAAAAACAAUUAAGAAAAAGAACCUUGACAGUUUUGUGUACGCAUAUGGCCAAUAAAUACAGAUAUUGCAUGUGAAGAAUAGCUGCACAUAUA
Molecule: messenger RNA, 1386 nt
Organism: Carya illinoinensis
Lineage: Eukaryota; Viridiplantae; Streptophyta; Magnoliopsida; Fagales; Juglandaceae
Product: transcription repressor MYB4-like
Exons: 3
Coding region: 137-1168 (343 amino acids)
Source: RefSeq, a predicted model, not a curated record